GGCCGGCCCGGCGCUCAUGCGGGCCGAGCCCCGCCCCCCGCCCGCCGCCUGAGCCCGCGCCCGCCCGCACCAUGCUCAAGUGCAUCCCGCUGUGGCGCUGCAACCGGCACGUGGAGUCGGUGGACAAGCGGCACUGCUCGCUGCAGGCCGUGCCCGAGGAGAUCUACCGCUACAGCCGCAGCCUGGAGGAGCUGCUCCUCGACGCCAACCAGCUGCGUGAGCUGCCCAAGCCCUUUUUUCGGCUGCUGAACCUGCGCAAGCUGGGCCUGAGUGACAACGAGAUCCAGCGGUUGCCCCCUGAGGUGGCCAACUUCAUGCAACUGGUGGAGCUGGACGUGUCUCGGAAUGACAUCCCUGAGAUCCCCGAGAGCAUCAAGUUCUGCAAAGCCCUGGAGAUUGCAGACUUCAGUGGGAAUCCUUUGUCCAGGCUCCCCGAAGGUUUCACUCAGCUGCGCAGCCUGGCUCAUCUGGCCCUGAAUGAUGUGUCCUUGCAGGCGCUACCUGGGGACGUGGGCAAUCUUGCCAACCUGGUGACCUUGGAGCUCCGGGAGAAUCUGCUCAAGUCCUUGCCUGCGUCCUUGUCUUUCCUGGUCAAGCUGGAACAGCUGGAUCUGGGAGGCAACGAUCUGGAAGUGCUGCCUGACACCCUGGGGGCCCUGCCCAACCUGCGUGAGCUGUGGCUGGACCGGAACCAGCUGUCAGCCCUGCCCCCGGAACUCGGGAAUCUGCGGCGCCUGGUGUGCCUGGAUGUGUCAGAGAACCGGCUGGAGGAGCUGCCUGCGGAACUCGGGGGGCUGGUGCUGCUCACCGACCUGCUGCUCUCCCAGAACUUGCUGCAGCGGCUUCCUGACGGCAUUGGUCAGCUGAAGCAGCUGUCCAUCUUGAAGGUAGACCAGAAUCGCCUCUGCGAGGUGACGGAGGCCAUUGGGGACUGUGAGAACUUGUCAGAGCUGAUCCUCACGGAGAACCUGCUGACGGCCCUGCCCCGCUCCUUGGGGAAGCUGAGCAAGCUGACCAACCUCAACGUGGACCGGAACCGCCUGGAGGCACUGCCUCCUGAGAUUGGGGGCUGCGUGGCACUCAGCGUCCUCUCUUUGAGGGACAACCGCCUGGCUGUCCUGCCGCCGGAGCUCGCCCACACGGCCGAGCUGCAUGUGCUGGAUGUGGCUGGGAACCGUCUGCAGAGUCUGCCGUUCGCACUCACGCACCUCAACCUGAAGGCCCUGUGGCUGGCGGAGAACCAGGCGCAGCCCAUGCUUCGGUUCCAGACUGAGGACGAUGCCCAGACCGGCGAGAAGGUGCUCACCUGCUACCUGCUGCCCCAGCAGCCCCUGCCCAGCCUCGAGGACCCGGGGCCGCGGAGCAGCCCUUCGGAGAGCUGGGGUGACGCCCCGCUCAGCCGCGUCAGCGUCAUCCAGUUCCUGGAGGCCCCCACGGGCGACGAGGACGCAGAGGAAGCCGCUGCCGAGAAACGGGGCCUGCAGCGUCGGGCUACGCCUCACCCCAGCGAGCUCAAGGUGAUGAAGAGGGGUGUGGAGCGUCGAAGCGAAGCCGCCUCCUGCAGGCCCGACUCCGCACAGCGCUCACCCUCACCCCCGCCCUCGGAGGAGGAGAAGAGACUGAGCACCGAGUCUGGCCUGAGUGCGGACUCGCACCUGUCUGCCAGCACAGCCUCCCAGGGUGAGCCCGAGGGCCCGCUGGCCGAGGUGGAGGGGCCGAGCCAGCAGGAAUCCACGCCAACCACCCAGGAGGAGGUCGUAGAGGAGAUCUAUGAGGAGCCCACAGUGCGCUUCGCGGAGGACACGCUGCUCCUGCCCAGGGAGGAUGGCGAGAGCGAGGAGGGGCAGCUGGAGGCCCCCUGGCCCCUGCCGGGUGAGAGACAGAGGCUUAUCCGCAAGGACACGCCCCACUACAAGAAGCACUUCAAGAUCUCCAAGCUGCCCCAGCCCGAGGCCGUGGUGGCCCUGCUGCAGGGGACACAGCCAGAUAGUGAGGGCCCAGUAGGGUCUGGGGGCUGGCACAAUGGCCCCCACGUGCCCUGGGCUCCUCGAGCCGAGGAGGAGGAGGAAGAGGAAGACGAGGAGGAGGAGGAAGCAGCGGCAGGAGCCGAGGAGGCGGACGAGGAGGAGGAGGAGAGGGAGGAGGCCGUGGCCUCUGCGCCCUCUGUCAAGGGGGUGUCGUUUGACCAGGCCAAUAACCUGCUGAUAGAGCCCGCUCGCGUUGAGGAAGAAGAGCUGAUGCUCACCAUUGUGCGGCAGACGGGGGGCCUGGGCAUCAGCAUCGCGGGCGGCAAGGGCUCCACCCCCUACAAGGGCGACGACGAGGGCAUAUUCAUCUCCCGGGUAUCUGAGGAGGGCCCUGCGGCUCAGGCUGGGGUCCGAGUAGGCGACAAGCUCCUCGAGGUGAACGGCGUGGCCUUGCAGGACGCCGAGCACCAGCAGGCCGUGGAGGCGCUGCGUGGGGCGGGCACCACGGUGCACAUGCGGCUGUGGCGGGAGCGUAUGGUGGAGCCCGAGAACGCGGUCACCGUCACGCCUCUGCGGCCUGAGGACGACUACAGCCCCCGGGAGCGGUGGGGAGGCGGCCUGCGCCUGCCCCUGCUCCAGCCCGAGCCCCCCGGGCCCCUCCGCCAGCGCCACGUGGCCUGCCUCGUGCGCAGCGAGAAGGGCUUGGGCUUCAGCAUCGCUGGGGGGAAAGGCUCCACACCCUACCGGGCUGGAGACCCGGGUAUCUUCAUCUCCCGCAUUGCUGAGGGGGGCGCCGCCCACCGGGCGGGCACCCUGCAGGUCGGCGAUCGCGUCCUCUCCAUCAACGGGGUGGACAUGACGGAGGCCAGGCACGACCACGCUGUCUCCCUGCUGACCGCUGCCUCUCCCACCAUCGCCCUGCUGCUGGAACGGGAGGCCGGGGGGCCACUUGCCCCCGGUCCUCCACCACACUCCCCCCCACCCCCUGCUGCUACCACCACCACCGUGGCCACUGCCACCCCUGGGGAGCCUGGGCCGCUAAGGCUGGCCCCCAGUUUGCUGGCCGCUGCCCUGGAGGGGCCGUACCCAGUGGAGGAGAUCUGUCUGCCGAGAGCUGGGGGCCCCUUGGGGCUCAGCAUUGUCGGGGGCUCCGACCACUCCAGCCACCCAUUUGGUGUCCAGGAGCCCGGCGUGUUCAUCUCUAAGGUGCUCCCCCGGGGCCUGGCUGCACGCAGCGGCCUGCGGGUUGGGGACCGCAUCCUGGGAGUGAAUGGGCAGGAUGUGCGGGACGCCACCCACCAGGAAGCGGUCAGCGCCCUGCUCCGGCCCUGCCUGGAGCUGGUCCUGCUCGUGCGGAGGGACCCGCCGCCCCCGGGCAUGCGGGAGCUCUGUAUCCAGAAGGCCCCUGGAGAGAAGCUGGGCAUCAGCAUCCGUGGGGGCGCCAAGGGCCACGCAGGGAACCCCUGUGACCCCACGGACGAGGGCAUCUUCAUCUCCAAGGUGAGCCCCACGGGAGCAGCCGGGCGAGAUGGCCGCCUGCGGGUGGGGCUGCGGCUGCUGGAGGUGAACCAGCAGAGCUUGCUGGGCCUGACGCACGGCGAAGCCGUGCAGCUGCUACGCAGCGUGGGCGACACCCUGACUGUGCUUGUCUGUGAUGGCUUCGACACCAGCGCCCCCGAGGUGUCCCCAGGCGUCAUCGCCAACCCCUUUGCAGCGGGCAUUGGCCGCCGGAACAGCCUGGAAAGCAUCUCCUCCAUCGACCGGGAGCUGAGCCCCGAGGGCCCCGGCAAGGAGAAGGAGCUGCCUGGACAGACCCCACAGAGGGGGCCGGAGGCCAUGGGUCGGAGCCUGGAGAGCCUGAAGCUGGACUGCCGUGCCCUGGCCGCCACACCCAGCGCCGGCAAUGUGCAGAGGCUGCUGCUGGGAGACCCCGCAGGACCGACCGUGAGUGGUCGGGAGGAGGCUCCAGGAGUUGCAGUGGGGAGGCUGCGCUGGGUGCCGUCUGGGGCAAGCGGCGGGAAGAUGACUGAGGCCCCCUGUUCCCCUGGCCACCAGCAGACAAAGCCUGGGGUGAUCCAGCCAGUGGCUCAGGCCUGGCCAAGGGGCUCCCCAGCCCUCAGGGGCAGAGGUGAUCCCCAAUCCGUGAGUGCCCUGACCCCUGGGGGCGGGGGGGGGGCAGGAGGGGAGGCAGUCAGCAAGGACAGCUGGUGGUGGGACGGGUGGUGGCUGCAGCCGGGACAGCUGCCACCACACAGCUCACUGUGCCCCGUCCGCCAGCCCCCCUCCCCGCCCUCCCCGCCCUCCCCUGACGAGCUGCCCGCCAACGUGAAGCAGGCGUAUAGGACCUUCGCUGCCGUGCCUGGCCUGCACCCGCCCCUGGAGGCCCCUGCCCAGCCCCCCACGCCUGGGCCCACGGCCUCCCCGGAGCAGCUGUCCUUCCGCGAGCGGCAGAAGUACUUCGAGCUGGAGGUGCGGGUGCCCCACACGGGGGGUCCCCCUAAGCGCGUGUCGCUGGUGGGUGCCGACGACCUGCGGAAGAUGCAGGAGGAGGAAGCCCGAAAGCUGCAACAGAAGAGGACGCAGAUGCUGCGCGAGGCGGCGGGGGACGCGGCGGACACGGGGCGCAUGGAAGGCGAGGCCCCCGAGGACGAGGAGCCCGAGGAGGAGCUGCCCUGGGCCGGCCGGGGCCCCGCCGCAGGGCUUGGCCCCGCGUCCCCCCCGCCGCAGGGAGGCAGCGCUCCGGUGCGGACGGCCAAGGCCGAGCGGCGCCACCAGGAGCGGCUGCGCGUGCAGAGCCCGGAGCUGCCAGCGCCUGAGCGGACCCUGUCCCCGGCGGAGCGCCGCGCCCUGGAGGCCGAGAAGCGCGCGCUGUGGAGGGCGGCCAGGAUGAAGUCUCUGGAACAGGACGCCCUCCGCGCACAGAUGGUCCUCAGCAAGUCUCAGGAGGGCCGAAGCAAGCGGGGGCCUCUGGAGCGCCUGGCCGAGGCCCCCUCGCCCGCGCCCACCCCGUCACCCACCCCCUUGGAAGACCUCGGCCUCCAGACCGGCACCUCCCCGGGACGCUUGGCCUUGUCUGGGAGGAAGUUUGACUACAGGGUGUUUGCAGCCCUCCCCUCUUCCAGACCUGUCUUUGACAUGCAGUCUCCAGAUUUUGCUGAGGAGCUGAGGUCCUUGGAACCGUCUCCGAGCCCUGGUGAGUCGGCAGGCGCGGCCCCGGGUGCUCCCAGGGUGCCCAGGGCCCAUCAGCUCACUCCCUGCCCCCGUCGGCCAGGUCUGCCAGAGGAGGAUGGAGAGGUGGCCAUGGUGCUUCUGGGCAGGCCUUCUCCAGGCGCCGUGGGCCCCGAGGAGGUGGCCCUGUGCAGCAGCCGCCGCGCCGUCCGGCCGGGGCGCCGGGGCCUGGGCCCGGUGCCCUCCUAGAGGGUCAGGGUACCUCCCCCGACUUGGGGUGGGGGCCCUGCCAGCUCCAACACCGCCCUUGCCUCGAGUCUUUUAACCUGGCCAUUAGCAUUUUAAAGAGGUCCCCUCAGGAGUUCUGGCCGCUAACUGCCCCCUCCCCAGCCGGGACCUCCUGGCGAGACUGUAACUAGUGAUGUUUGUACAACCAAAGACUCUAUUUUGUGGUUUAAGGAGAAUAAAAUUGACUACGUUUUA
Messenger RNA from Balaenoptera musculus (blue whale), 5618 nucleotides. RefSeq names its product scribble planar cell polarity protein (gene SCRIB). NCBI's taxonomy places the organism in Eukaryota, Metazoa, Chordata, Mammalia, Artiodactyla, Balaenopteridae. Gene Ontology annotation, biological process: neurotransmitter receptor transport postsynaptic membrane to endosome; neurotransmitter receptor transport, endosome to postsynaptic membrane. Bases 72 to 5384 code for a protein of 1770 amino acids. The transcript is spliced from 37 exons. The record is from RefSeq and is a predicted model, not a curated record. Gene Ontology annotation, molecular function: protein binding. Gene Ontology annotation, cellular component: postsynaptic membrane; postsynaptic density; adherens junction.